AUGGUUGACAGAAAUAUUCAUAGUGAAUUGUGGUUUCAUGGUUUGUUGCCGCGUGAGGAUAUUCGAGUGAUGUUACGCAAAAACGGCGAUUUCCUCGUUCGCUCGACUGAACCGCGUCCCGGCGAACCUCGUCAAUAUGUAUUAUCAACAAUGAAAAGCGAAGAGCAAGAAGAUCAAGGAAUCAAACAUUUUGUGCUCAAAGAAGGAAAAGGUCAAAUAUUCAUUGAAACCAAAGGAUUCGACACAAUUUCCGCUUUGAUUGCACAUCAUUUGAGCACAAAAGAACCCAUCAAACAGACUUGUGUUCUUCGAAAUCCAAUUGUUAAACAAGAUUGGGAAAUUGAUCAUAAUCAAGUUGUUCUAACUAAAAAAUUGGGAGAAGGCGCUUUUGGAGAGGUUUGGAAAGGGAAAAUCACAUUGAAAAAUGGGAAACAGGAAGAUGUGGCGGUGAAAUCGGCAAAACUUGAGUCAUUGAAUAAAGAGCAGAUCAAGGAAAUUAUGAGGGAAGCAAGAUUGAUGAGAUUUUUGGAUCAUCCGAAUAUUGUCAGAUUCUAUGGAGUUGGUGCGGGACAAGAGCCGCUUUAUGUGAUUAUGGAAUUGGCGGAUUCGGGAGCAUUGGAUUCGUAUUUGCAGAAGAAUCCGAAUAUGACGAUGCCUAAGAAGAUGGAGAUGAUUUAUCAGGUGAGAUUGCAAUGGGGACUAGUUUGGGUUUCUAGGCCAUCAGUACAAUAUUUUUUUUGAAUAUUUUUGAACUCAAAAAAAAAACUGUUUCAAAGUUUUGUAAUAAAAACACUUUAUUUUCGAAAAAUUUGAUCUAGAAAUAUAGUUUUCAACAAAAAAAAUCACUGUUUCAAAAUUUUGUGAUAAAAACAAUUUAUUUUGGGAAAUUGAUAUUUCUGGCCCUAUUUGAAAUGGAUUUUUAAAAUUUCAGAAAUAAUUUUUCAAACUCUUUUAUAGAUAUUUAAUUUCAAGCCAAAAAAAUACUGUUUCAAAAUUUUUCUAUUAAAAAAAUUUAUUUUGGGUAAUCGAUAGUUCUCCUCCAUCUAAACCAGAGUUCCGAAUUUGCAACACCUUGAAACCGUAUUAUACCGACACCUCACACGGUGUCGGUUUCAUUAGGGUGUCGUUAAACGACACCCGAGUGAAACCCAUCAUUGUUGAAUGACACCCUUAUGAAACCCAUUGCUGAAAUUUCGCAUUGAAGUUGAAAUUUUUGUAAAUCGUCUGAAAAUAAGUUUUUGAGUAGGGUGAAGCUUGAAUUUCAGCUUCUGCUAUCACUUUAAGCUUAAGCUUCAACCCAGAAGCUGUUAUCAGUGAUUAUCAGUGAAAUUUCAAAAUUAUCAGAAUGAGCUGGGAGUUGGAGGAAAUGAUGUUUGGUGAUUGUGGAUGACAUUUUUGAUAAGUUUAUAGCUCCAGCUUUAUCCCAGAAGCUCUUAUCAGUCCUUAUCACUAAAUUAUCAAUAUGCUCAGAUUGAGCUGGGAGUUGGAGGAAAUGAUGUCUGGAGCUAGUAGAGACUAUUUUUGAUAACUUUAUACAUCAAGCUUCAUCUCAAAAGCUCUUAUCAGCUGUUAUCACUAAAUUAUCAAUAUCAUCUGAUAAGGCUGAAAAUCGGCAUUUUUGGGUUUUCGAGUAUGGGGAACCGUGUGCUGAUAAUCAUUUUGUCUGAAAACCACUCUUAAAGGACCCCAUCACUCAAAAAAAAAAUUUUUUGGAAAAAUUAUGUUUCGGGGUUUUUCGGUACGGGGAGUCAUGUGGGGUUGAUCAAUCGACUCAAAACUCGUUUUUAAAGGCAGUAAACAUGAAAAAAUUAAUUUUUUUUUAAUUUCAAGAUUAGUGGUUUUUUGAUACGAGGAACAUCGUGGUGAUACCCAUUUGACCUAAAAAUGACUUUUAAAGGCACAGUCCAGCCAAUUUUUUUAUUCAAAGGCAUAUUUCAGGUUAUCACUUUUUUUGAGUUUUUUUAAACAUAAAAAACCAUUUUCGAACCAAAUUGAUGUCAGCACAAUGAUCACCAUAUCAAAAAACCUAGUUUCCAUAAAAAAUAUUUUUUGGUCAGAAUGUGCCUUUAAAAGUCAUUUUUAGGUCAAAUGGGUAUCACCACGAUGUUCCUCGUAUCAAAAAACCACUAAUCUUGAAAUUAAAAAAAAAAUUAAUUUUUUCAUGUUUACUGCCUUUAAAAACGAGUUUUGAGUCGAUUGAUCAACCCCACAUGACUCCCCGUACCGAAAAACCCCGAAACAUAAUUUUUCCAAAAAAUUUUUUUUUGAGUGAUGGGGUCCUUUAAGAGUGGUUUUCAGACAAAAUGAUUAUCAGCACACGGUUCCCCAUACUCGAAAACCCAAAAAUGCCGAUUUUCAGCCUUAUCAGAUGAUAUUGAUAAUUUAGUGAUAACAGCUGAUAAGAGCUUUUGAGAUGAAGCUUGAUGUAUAAAGUUAUCAAAAAUAGUCUCUACUAGCUCCAGACAUCAUUUCCUCCAACUCCCAGCUCAAUCUGAGCAUAUUGAUAAUUUAGUGAUAAGGACUGAUAAGAGCUUCUGGGAUAAAGCUGGAGCUAUAAACUUAUCAAAAAUGUCAUCCACAAUCACCAAACAUCAUUUCCUCCAACUCCCAGCUCAUUCUGAUAAUUUUGAAAUUUCACUGAUAAUCACUGAUAACAGCUUCUGGGUUGAAGCUUAAGCUUAAAGUGAUAGCAGAAGCUGAAAUUCAAGCUUCACCCUACUCAAAAACUUAUUUUCAGACGAUUUACAAAAAUUUCAACUUCAAUGCGAAAUUUCAGCAAUGGGUUUCAUAAGGGUGUCAUUCAACAAUGAUGGGUUUCACUCGGGUGUCGUUUAACGACACCCUAAUGAAACCGACACCGUGUGAGGUGUCGGUAUAAUACGGUUUCAAGGUGUUGCAAAUUCGGAACUCUGAUCUAAACUUAAUUUUGAAUCAUUUUCAGAAAUAAUCUCAUGAAAAAUUAUGAGAUUUUGAAACUUUUUCUCUAGACAGGGUUUCAGCUUUAUUUUUUCCAGAAAUAAUUUUUCGAACAAAAAAAUCACUGUUUCAAAACUUUUUAUUAAAAAGUUUUGAUUUUGGGAACAAUUUGUUUUUUCGAAAAAUGCACUGUUUCAAAAUUUUGUGAUAAAAACAAUUUAUUUUGGAAAAAUUUGAUGUAUAAACGUUAUCUAGAACUAUGAUUUUCAACAAAAAAAAAUCACUGUUUCAAAACUUUUUAUUAAAAAAAGUUAUUUUAAGAAAUUGAUAUUUCUGGCCCUAUUUGAAAUGGAUUUUUAAAAUUUCAGAAAUAAUUUUUCAAACUCUUUUAUAGAAAUUUAAUUUCAAGCCAAAAAAAUACUGUUUCAAAAUUUUUAAUUGAAAAAAAGUUAUUUUGAAAAACGGUUAUUGUUUCCAGAAAUAAUAUUUUGAACAAAAAAAAUCACUGUUUCAAAAUUUAUAUUCAAAAACAAAAAGUUUUAUGAAAUUGAUACUUCCCCUGCAUUUACAUUUAAUUUUAAAUCAUUUUCUCAAAUAAUCUCAGGAAAAAUUAUGAGAUUUUGAAACUUUUCUCUAGAAAGUGUUUCAGCUUUAUUUUUUCCAGAAAUAAUAUUUCCAACAAAAAAAAAUCACUGUUUCAAAAUUUUAUUAUCAAAAAAAGUGAUUUUGGGAAAUUGAUUAACCUGAAUUGACAAUUUCUGAAAUAACGAAAAAUCACUGUUUCAAAAUUUAUAUUCAAAAAAUAGUGUUUCUGGAAAUAGAUAAUGGAGAAAUCUCAAACAUGAACGAAAAACCCAACCGCAGAUUUUGAGAUGGCCUAGAAAUCCAAAAACUUCCUAAAUUUCCAGGCUGCUUGCGGUGUCGGCUACAUGCACGAAAAACAUUUAUUGCAUCGCGAUAUCGCCGCCAGAAACUGUCUCUACGGUGGAGGACAAGUUAAGAUAAGUGACUUUGGUUUAUCUCGCGAAGGUGUGUUGUACACAAUGGAUAUGUCGAAAAAAGUUCCGAUUCGCUGGUUGGCUCCAGAAACGUUGAGAGGCGGUGUUUAUACACCGAAGACUGAUGUCUACGCGUUUGGAAUCAUGUCGUGGGAAAUUUGUGAGAAUGGAAAAGAGCCGUAUGCGGAAAUGAGAGUGGCUGAUGUGGCGAGAGAGGUUUUGACGGGUGGAAGAUUGCAAUUCAAGCCAGAUGUUUGUGCGGAUUAUGUGAAGUUUAUUAAUGUGAGUUUUGAGAAUUUGAAGAAAUUCUGAAUCCUAUUAUUUUUUUUGCAGAAAUCUUGUUGGUCUGAAAACCCCAAUGAUCGUUCAUUCAUGCCAGAAAUCAUCAAAUAUUUCCAAAAAACCUACAAAUUCAAACCAGUUGUAGUUCAUCCGGUUAGUUUUGCUCAAAAUUUUUUAUAUCUUUUCGAAUUUUCUGAAUUUCCAGAAAGACGAACACAUGGACUCUGCCAAAACAAAACCCAAGAAGAAAUUGUUGGGCGGACUUUUUUCGAGUGCUCAUUCGUCGCCGGCUCAUUCCACUGCUCAUCCUUCUGGUCAUUUGACUCCACAUUCUACAGCAACUCAUCCAGCUCAUCCAACACAUUGA
Messenger RNA from Caenorhabditis angaria, 4563 nucleotides. Lineage: Eukaryota; Metazoa; Nematoda; Chromadorea; Rhabditida; Rhabditidae. The record is from the annotation of a GenBank genome assembly.